CUUCACCGUUUGAUUGAUGCUGGUAAUUUUAAGAUACCAAAGAAUAAUUUGGUGAGAUUAUUUACCAAAAUGAAAAAAAUCCAUAUUAUUGAUUGACUUUAAAAAGGAAACCCUAUGUUUCCAGUCUUGAUUUUUUUUGUAACAGAAUUUGUUUUUAACAUUAAAGUGAUAGAAAUAGAUAAUUAAAUAUAUUAAUAUUCAUUUCAGCAGUAAGUCAAUCCAGACAAUGACAUGGAGUGCAGCAGCAGAUGCCUAUAUGUCAACAUAUCCAAAUCUGUUUAUGUUAAUUGAUUAUUUACUGACACUGCCAUUAUCGUCAGUAGAUGCGGAACGAGGAUUUUCAAGCAUGAAAGUCAUAAAAAAUGAUUGGAGAUCACGUCUCGGGUGCCAGAAUUUAUCGGAUUUCAUUUUAGUUUCUCUGGAAACACUAUCUGUGGACAAAUAUGAUCCAACAUCUGCCAUUAAUGCCUGCAACACUGGAGGGGUUAGAACCAGAAGACCCUUUUACAAAGAUGAUCUUAAAAAGAACACAAGAGUUGAUAACAUUGUAUUGAUUGAAGGAGCUGAAAUCCCAGAAUUUGAGAUGGCUGAUGAGGAUCAAAAUGAUAUCUUAAUUGAACCAGAUCAUGCAGAUGUGUAUAUGUGUGCGGAGAAAUUAGAAAAUGAGGACGAGGAACAGGAUGAGGAUGAUGAGCUGUAUUACAGCAACAGAGAUAUAACUUCUCUUCAGAUGAAGUCGUACAGACUUUUUCUUGACCUUAUGCAAUAAUGAAAAAUAAAUUGAG
Molecule: messenger RNA, 785 nt
Organism: Mytilus californianus (California mussel)
Lineage: Eukaryota; Metazoa; Mollusca; Bivalvia; Mytilida; Mytilidae
Exons: 3
Coding region: 227-769 (180 amino acids)
Molecular function (GO): protein dimerization activity
Source: RefSeq, a predicted model, not a curated record